GCGUUUCCACCCGGGAGGGGCUGUGGGGCUGCAGCUCCGGCGGUCCGGGGUCCUAGCCUCGCGAUUGCGGCUCGCUGGGAUGCUCCCGCGCGGGAAAAGCAUGGGCGACUCUGUGGGAGAGCGCGGUCGCCUCCGGCGCUACCCCAAGCUCCCAGUGUGGGUCGUGGAGGAUCACCAGGAGGUCCUGCCUUAUAUAUACCGGGCCAUUGGCUCAAAGCAUCUUCCUGCCAGUAACAUAAGUUUUGUGCAUUUUGAUUCACACCCAGACCUCCUUAUCCCUGUGAAUAUGCCAGCUGACACAGUGUUUGACAAGGAAACACUUUUCGGAGAAUUAAGUAUUGAGAAUUGGAUUAUGCCUGCAGUUUAUGCUGGCCAUUUUUCUCAUGUGCUGUGGCUUCAUCCCACAUGGGCUCAGCAAAUCAGAGAGGGCAAACAUCACUUUUUAGUAGGCAGAGACACUUCUACCACAACAAUCAGGGUUACAAGUACAGAUCAUUACUUUCUAAGUGAUGGUCUUUAUGUAACUGAAGACCAGCUAGAGAACCAAAAACCUUUACAAUUGGAUGUAAUUAUGGUAAAACCUUAUAAACCCUGUAACAAUCAAGAAGAAAAAGAUGCAGUGUCUUCUGCUAAGAAGCCAAAGCUAGCACUGGAAGAUGCAGAAAACACUGCCUCUACUAAGUGUGACUCUUAUUCAGAAGGACUGGAAAAGGACACAGUGACAGAGAGGAGGGACCAAACUUGCCUAGAGCAAUCAUGUUCCUGUUCUUCUGAAAGCCAAGAAUGUCAGACUACAGUCAGCACUGGGGAGAUUCUGGAAAUUUUGAAGAAAGGGGAUGCAUUUAUUUUAGAUAUUGACUUGGAUUUUUUUUCAGUCAAGAAUCCCUUCAAAGAAAUGUUCACUCAGGAAGAGUACAAAAUCUUACAAGAGUUGUACCAGUUUAAAAAACCUGGUACCAACCUGACAGAGGAAGAUUUGGUAGAUUGUGUUGAUACUCGAAUUCAUCAGUUAGAAGAUUUAGAAGCUGCUUUUGCUGAUUUAUGUGAUGGUGAUGAUGAAGAAACCAUACAGAAAUGGGCUUCCAACCCGGGAAUGGAAUCACUAAUUCCACUUGUACAGAGUUUGAAAAAACGGAUGGAAGUACCAGACUAUGAAAUGGUUCACCAGGCUGGUCUAACCUGUGAUUACUCAGAACUUCCUCACCACAUCAGCACAGAACAAGAAAUUGAGUAUCUUAUUCAGUCUGUAUAUUAUUUACUGAAAAAUUUACCAAAACCUACUCUUGUGACAAUUGCAAGGUCAAGUCUGGAUGAUUACUGUCCUUCUGAGCAAGUUGACACCAUUCAAGAAAAGGUCCUCAAUGUGCUAUGCUCCCUCUAUGGAGCUGUAGACGUUCAGCUAGUGUACUUAGCAGAAUGUUCUCCAUCUUGAAACAACAAAACACUAGGUUCCUAUUACAUCUUUUUUUUUUUUUUUUUUUAGGGUUUUCAUUAACUUAUUUGUAAAUGAGUCUUCCAGAAAAGACUUUGUUUUUAUAUUAACUUUAAGUUAAAAUCUUUCAGGUAUUUUGAAUCUCAAAACAGAUAUCAUCAGUUGUCAAAAGAUGACAAUUUUUUUGACAUCAAGUCUACUCCCCACAAUUGAUUGUUGCUUAUUUUUCUUCCUUUCCAUCAUUGUCUUCUUCAUUUUGUAAGGGUUGGUUUUUUUCCUCUUUUCCCCCUACGUCAAUUGGACUAUACAAAAUUCAUUCAUUUAUUCACUCAACCAACAUUUAUUGAGCACUUACAUGUGCCAAACGUAAUUAAGUGCUGGGUGUAUGGUAAUGAACAGAAUAAGACAGGUCCCCUGCCCUCUUAGGGGACAGCUAAGAAACAAAUUAUGGAUUAUGAGAAGUGUUAUGAAGGAAAGGACAACCGUAAACAUGUCUUAGGCAUGCUGUUAGUACUCAGGGUACCCUAGCUGUAUAAGAAAGUAACGUUCUC
This is a messenger RNA of Odobenus rosmarus divergens (Pacific walrus), 1983 nucleotides long. It is a transcript of the gene CUNH5orf22, whose product is annotated as chromosome unknown open reading frame, human C5orf22. The record is from RefSeq and is a predicted model, not a curated record. The transcript has 9 exons. The coding region runs from base 80 to 1432 and encodes 450 amino acids. NCBI's taxonomy places the organism in Eukaryota, Metazoa, Chordata, Mammalia, Carnivora, Odobenidae.